Entrophospora sp. SA101 is the source of this 418-nucleotide messenger RNA. NCBI's taxonomy places the organism in Eukaryota, Fungi, Glomeromycota, Glomeromycetes, Entrophosporales, Entrophosporaceae. The record is from the annotation of a GenBank genome assembly.
AUGUCUCUUGCUAAUGAAAAUUCAAUACAAUGUGAGGAUGAUGAUGAUUUUUUCACCUGUCAGGUUAUUCACGAAGAAUGGUUAAAUGAUUUUUUAGUAGAACCUGAUUUUUUUUUGGAUGAUUUAGAACCAGAUUUCAUACCAUUUCAACAUAAAUACUCUUUACAUACAGCAACACCCACAUUACCAAAGAGUCUUCAUGAUAUUGAACCUUCACCAUAUUCAAUUUUUCGAAUUUCUCAAGAACAUAAAAAGUUUAGAAUUCAAAUAGUUAAAGAAUUGAUUAAGGAAGCAACUCAAAACCCAUUAAAAAGAAAUACUCGUAAUGGAGAAAAUGGAGAGACAUCUGAAAAGAAAAAUGACAAUAAAAGAUUUCGUGUUUCUGACAUUUUUGAAUUACCAGCAACUAGAUUAAUUG